Molecule: messenger RNA, 727 nt
Organism: Diabrotica virgifera virgifera (western corn rootworm)
Lineage: Eukaryota; Metazoa; Arthropoda; Insecta; Coleoptera; Chrysomelidae
Product: E3 ubiquitin-protein ligase RNF8-like
Exons: 1
Coding region: 76-648 (190 amino acids)
Biological process (GO): protein K48-linked ubiquitination; double-strand break repair; ubiquitin-dependent protein catabolic process
Cellular component (GO): ubiquitin ligase complex; site of double-strand break; cytosol
Molecular function (GO): ubiquitin protein ligase activity; histone binding
Source: RefSeq, a predicted model, not a curated record
UAUAUCUAUAAAUGUCAGUGCCAAUGUCAAUAAAUUCAUCAAAUAUUUUUAUUCGAAAUUCUUCACAUAUUUAUCAUGUCGUUAGCUGAAAUUCAGGCGAAAUCUACGAGUUCUUCAAAAUCCAAAGUAUCGCCGGAGAAAAAUUCAAGUCUAACAGAUUCGAAGACGCCAAAUUUCUCAUGUAUUGACGAAGUAAGUACAGAUAAUCAACUAGAAAAUAAAGAUCUGACGUGCGCGAUAUGCUCAGAAUUGUUCAUCAAAUCUACUACUCUAAAUUGUUCCCAUACUUUCUGUAAAUAUUGCAUUGAACACUGGAAAGAACAUCAACUGUAUUGUCCAAUAUGUAGAACAAUGAUCACUGAACAAGUACCAACCUUAGUACUAGAUAAUAUUAUUGACAAACUAUUGGAAAAUUGUCUUCCCGAAGUCAAAGAACAUAGAAAGAAUGUAGUAAUGGACCGGAAUAAUAACAACACUUCCUCUAAUGGUGAUGGCAAAGAAGAAAAAUAUACUUGGAAAUGUUUAAUAGACGCACUGAAUUGCGCUGAAGAGGAUAACGACUGGCAAGACGACCAAUGGUUCUGUGACAACUGGUUCAUUAAUGAUGUUGAUACAUUUUCUUCGGAUGAAAGUUUAAAUUUAAUUUAAUAUGUUACCAUGAUCGUGUAGAAAAAUUUGCAUGUACCUUCGUAAAAAUAAAAGGAUUUUUUGAUACUACAGAUAAGAA